Molecule: messenger RNA, 1013 nt
Organism: Stegodyphus dumicola
Lineage: Eukaryota; Metazoa; Arthropoda; Arachnida; Araneae; Eresidae
Product: serine/threonine-protein kinase 16
Biological process (GO): protein phosphorylation
Cellular component (GO): Golgi apparatus; cytoplasm
Molecular function (GO): protein serine/threonine kinase activity; ATP binding
Source: RefSeq, a predicted model, not a curated record
AUGAAUUGCGAAAAUCUUUAAAAUCAUGGCGACUUUCAUUCUGGAACAAUUCUAUGCCCAAUAUUAGAUACAGUAAUGUUCCCUUUAUUCCAGAGGACACAGCCAUAUCAACUCUAAACGAACAAUCCAAUUUGAUAGUUAUCCUGUAUUCGUGAUAAUACUGAUGUUCAAUUACAGAAAUUAAUAAUAAUUUAUGAUUGCUUUGUUAAAACACAUUUUGUAGCUUUCGUCAAAUCGUCAAAACGGACCAAAGCUGCCAUUUUCAUGAGAAUGACAGUACAUCUGAGAAGUGUUGAAAAAACAAUCAGCCUAAUUAUGAAUAAUAAUUUACGACUGCUUAGUUUUCUAAUCAUAACAUGCAGCUUUACUAUCCAUACCUUCUCAUGGGUUGUGCUUGUGGAAAGGAAACCAUUGAAGUUAAUGGUAAAACAUAUGUAAUUAAAGCAAGGAUAGGAGAAGGAGGUUUUAGUGUGGUAGAUUUAAUUCAAGAUCAAAAAACUCAUCGUUCAUAUGCUUUGAAACGCAUUGUUUGUCAUAGCAAGGAAGAUGAAAGGUGUGCCAUGAAAGAAGCUGAAUAUCACAAUAUGUUCAAUCAUCCUAACAUCAUAAAAUGUAUUGAUGUUUCUCUAGUUGAAAAAUGUGAUGGAAUGAAUCGGGGUGAAGUUAGACUGCUUUUGCCUUAUUAUAGGAAAGGUACACUUCAAGACGAGCUUACUGUUCGAGCUAAGAACAAAAAUCAUAUACCAGAGGAACGAAUUUUGCGAAUUUUCAGACAAAUGUGUGAAGGUAUUAGAAUAAUGCACAAUGCUCAACCUUAUCCUUUAGCUCAUAGAGAUGUGAAACCUGCCAAUGUUUUAAUGAGCAACGAUGACUCUCCAGUGUGGAUGGACUUCGGCUCAAUGGGCAGAGCUAGGCAAGAAAUCCGUAAGGCGUCUGAGGCGAGAGCUUUGCAAGCUGCCAUCUUGAAUUGGGACCCCCAUGGUUUGUGGCGGGAUUAGCAUACUUCCAAACUC